ACCCUUCCCCUUCUAGUUCUACUGUUCUAGGCUUUCAACUCACUAGUCACUAUUCACUAUUCACUAGUCGGCGGUCACUACUCAGUCAUAGUACCCCCAAGCCAAAGAGAAAGAGGAACAUCAACAAACGGAAUUGCAACAUCAAUCAUGGCCGCCUACUCCGCCUGCAACAAUUCUCUACUCUUCAAACUCGAGAAACCCUCUUCUCCUUCCUUGUCAUUCAAUCUCAYCAAAACCACAAUCUCCCCCUUCAGAUUGUUCUCUUCGUCAACACUUUCACACCUCUCCUCGACAAGAAAUUCCCGUUUCACCAAAUCGCCCCUCACCCUCAAAACUCUAAACCCUAAACCAACAAAAUCACCACCAACUACACCAGCAACCACCACCUCCGAUCUCUCUCCCACAGUCGACCUCAUUCGUCCCAAAACCCUAAAAGCCCGUCUUGCGGAAGGGGAAACCCUAUAUGGUAUGUUCCUCCUUAGUUUCUCUCCUACGAUCGCCGAGAUUGCCGGGCUUGCUGGCUACGACUUCGUCGUCGUCGAUAUGGAGCAUGGCCACGGUAGCAUCUCCGACGCUCUCCCUUGCCUCCAUGCUCUGACGGCGGCUGGCACUCAUGCGAUACUGCGUCUGCCAGAGUCGUGCCCAAUGUGGGCGAAGAAGGCCUUGGAUCUGGGGCCACAGGGGGUCUUGUUCCCGAUGAUCGACGGCCCGAAAUCGGCUAAGAAGGCGGUGUCCUAUUGUCGAUUCCCGCCGGCGGGAGUGCGGGGAUCGGCACAUACGGUCGUAAGAGCAUCGAGUUACGGCAUGGACUUAGGGUACCUGGACAACUACGGGGAGGAGUUGUUGAUCAUGUGCCAGGUGGAAACGGAAGAAGGGGUGAAGAAGAUAGAAGAGAUCGCGGCCGUCGAUGGGGUGGACUGCAUACAGAUGGGCCCGAUGGAUCUGAGCGCGAGCUUGGGGUAUCUGUGGGACCCUGGAAACAAGAAAGUGAGGGAGUUGAUGCGAGUGGCGGAGAAGAGUGUGUUAAACUUGAGAAACAAAGGUGGGACUGGGAGGGCGUAUUUGGCGGGUUUUGCGAUGGCACACGAUGGCCCCGAUGAGCUUAGGAAGCGUGGGUACCACAUGAUUUCUGGUGCCGUAGACAUAGGAUUGUUUAGGACUGCCGCCGUGGAAGAUGUUAGGAGGUUUAAGAUGAAGGGCUCAGAUGAUGAGGACGAAAAUGGCAAGGACAAGGAUGACAAGUACUGGAGCGAGUAGUGAUAUACUGAUAUUGGUUCUCUUUUUUGUCAUUUUUUCUUUUUCUUUUCGCUACUCUGUCUUUUCUUUUUCCCCGCGGAAUCGGGCUCACCUUAUGUGUGCCUGAGUUUCAAAUUGGAAUCUGAUCACCUCUGGCUGUGGGAUCUCUGCCGAUGAGAGUGAUGAUGUUAUCAUCAUCAAUAAUCUACUUAGUUGUUACUCUGUUCUAGUCUUAAUAUAGAAGUGAAGUUACAUUA
This is a messenger RNA of Nelumbo nucifera (sacred lotus), 1493 nucleotides long. RefSeq names its product Phosphoenolpyruvate carboxylase family protein. Gene Ontology annotation, molecular function: aldehyde-lyase activity. NCBI's taxonomy places the organism in Eukaryota, Viridiplantae, Streptophyta, Magnoliopsida, Proteales, Nelumbonaceae. Gene Ontology annotation, cellular component: cytoplasm. The record is from RefSeq and is a predicted model, not a curated record.